This is a messenger RNA of Emiliania huxleyi CCMP1516, 933 nucleotides long. RefSeq lists its product as hypothetical. The transcript has 7 exons. Gene Ontology annotation, molecular function: purine nucleobase transmembrane transporter activity. Gene Ontology annotation, cellular component: plasma membrane. The record is from RefSeq and is a predicted model, not a curated record. Lineage: Eukaryota; Haptophyta; Isochrysidales; Noelaerhabdaceae. Bases 1 to 933 code for a protein of 310 amino acids.
AUGCCGUGCGGCUCCUCUCGUCUAGACGCCCCAAGCAAGGUGGCGGAGGCGCCAUAUGCAAAGCUGGCGGGCGCGAUCGUCUCCGCCUGGCCGGGCUGGUUCGGAUGCUCGGCGACGAAUAGCUCGGCCGAGCUGCCCGGCGGGCUCUGCACCGCCGACGGCGAGGAGCCGUCGGCUUCGCGCUUGUGUCGGGAGGCUGGGGACUGCUCCUGCCUCGCGGGGAACGUGGACGGCGGCACCGUCUGGGCCUUCGACACGAGCGACCUCGACAUGCAGAACUUCGGCAUCCCGCUCCUGGUCCUGCUGCACUCCCUGAAAAAGAGAAAAAGACAACCCCGGCAGCAUAUGAGAAACCUGCGAACAGGCACCAGCUCCGUCACCACGUACGGCGAGUCGAUGGCGGGCGUCUACGAGGGCGGCCGCACAGGGCUGACGGCGCUUUGGAUCGCCCUGUUCAACUUCCUGUCGAUGUUCUUCGCGCCGCUGUUUGGGAGCAUCCCCACACUCUCCACCGGCCCACCCGCGACGGCCAUGCGCGCCUCGCGCGCCAGGACACGCCCGCGACAUGUCCGCGGGUGCGUCGCUGCAUGCCCAGCGCUGAUCAUGGUUGGCGUCUUCAUGGCGGAGGGGCUCGGAACCAUCGACUGGCAUGACUACAUGCAGGCGAGUCGCGAGGCGACCUACAAGAUCGAGGCCGGCCUCGUCGCCGGCCUGAGGACCGCGGGAGAGGACGCUGGAGAUGUCGGCAUCCUCGCCGGUCUGAUGACGUUGGCCAUGAUCAAGAUCCUCACGCUCCGCAUCGUCUUCAACCUCCCGCGCGGCUACGAGUCGAUGCCGCCCCUGAUCCAGCGCUUCCUCAAGCGCCAGUCGCUCAACGCGUACGAGCGCGGCAUCAUCGCCGCGGCGGAGGGCAAACCCUCCGCGGAGGCCUAA